Messenger RNA from Rosa chinensis, 817 nucleotides. RefSeq names its product RING-H2 finger protein ATL74. Gene Ontology annotation, molecular function: transferase activity. The coding region runs from base 1 to 657 and encodes 218 amino acids. Gene Ontology annotation, biological process: protein ubiquitination. The record is from RefSeq and is a predicted model, not a curated record. The transcript has 2 exons. NCBI's taxonomy places the organism in Eukaryota, Viridiplantae, Streptophyta, Magnoliopsida, Rosales, Rosaceae.
AUGGGGGAGAUGAAUUCCCUUCUCUCAAUCUCCUUCGUGGUUCGAUUCUACUACUUACUCAAAAUUUUCUUCUUCAUCAUACCACUCUCAAUGGUAAGCACUGUUCUUCAUCACCACCGUCCACACCGCCUCCUCCUCGACCCAGGCCAGCCUGCCAAUGAGAGCAGAACACAUAAUGGACCAUACUCGAACGAAGCGAAUUUCGACACCAACAUGGUGAUCAUCCUAGCAGCUCUUCUCUGUGCCCUGAUAUGUGCAUUAGGUCUAAACUCAAUAGUGAGGUGUGCCCUCAGAUGCAGCAGGAGGUUUUCUUUUGAGACCCCAGAUGAGGCUGCAGCAAGGUUAGCAGCCACAGGGCUUAAGAAGAGCACAUUGAGGCAGAUACCCAUUGUGUCAUAUGGGACUGGGGUGCUUAACAUUCCUAGUGCCACUGACUGCCCAAUUUGCCUUGGGGAAUUUUCAGAUGGGCAGAAAGUUAGGGUUUUGCCAAAGUGCAACCAUGGGUUCCAUGUGAGGUGCAUAGAUACAUGGUUCUUGUCACAUUCUUCUUGCCCAACUUGCAGGCAGUCAUUGCUGGAACCACAACCACAAGGUUCAGAUUCUUCAGAAGGACAGAAUGAUGUGGUGGUUGCUGUUGCUGGUGAUGAGGCUAAUUGAUCAUAGUGCUUGGACAUUAGGCAAAAUAGAAUUGUGACUAUCUUUUGUUUUGGUUAAAUGUAGCUAGCUUGUUGUUUUUAGUUUAUUAUAUUAGUUAUGGUAAGAGAUCGAUCUAUCUGAAGUGCUAUAAGCAAAUGCCUAAUGAGGUUUUUGAGGUUGA